AUGCAAUCCUGGCUUGUCUUCACCGUGCUGGCCUUCGCCGCGGCAGCGCCCAGCUGUGAGGAGUCGUCGCUGCUGCAGCGCGUCUCCUUGGAGGGCCAAGACGAGGCGAAGUCCGACGGCUCCCAGGCCACCGAGGCGCAGAUCGAGGCCGCCCCGCUUCUCGUCAUCCACGCCGGCAUCCACAAGACUGGAACCACGGCCACGCAGUUUGCUCUCAAGAAGUGCCAGAGCUGGGCCGAGCAUUUCGGCAUUACUUCGCUGGUCAGCAAGAAGGAGAAAGCGAUCGCGAACCACAACUUCCUGGUGCACCUCUCCGAGUUGGCGAAGAACCCCGUGCCCCGCUUCAGGGAGGCCUACGACUGGCACAACGAGGCGACCUUCAACGAGACCUGGGGCAUGCUGCAGAAGUGCGAGGAAGGGCAUCACAAGGGAAAGCCUUGCAAGGCUGUGAUCUCUUCCGAGCUCUUCACAGAGGCUGCCUUGCCCGUCUGGAAGCUCUUCCUUCAACAGCUGAAGGGCUGGAACGUGAGGGUGUUCAUCAUGCAGCGCGACUACAACGCCUGGCUCCGGGCCCUCUACGGCGAGUACCACAGGUCCUACAUGCUGGACACCGCGAACAAUCCCAUGCCACUGCUGGAGUUCAUUACGCAGGGUCCUGGUGCUUUCUUCUCUGCUGAGAGUUUGCUGCAUCGCGUCAAGGCCGCCUUCCAGAACCUCUGCGGGACCAAGGCAGGCCCUCUGCACUGCUCCGUCAAAGGCGCCUCCUACGACCACUUCUUGACCAACAGCCAGGACCAAUACGAGUACCUGAUGCUCAACCUGACCAUGAACGUCACCGGCAACGACUUCCACCGUGUGAACCAGAGCCUUUGGAAGUAUUGCCCGAAGCGCAGCCACAGCAACCCCUCGGCGGUGAACUCCUCGAUCGGUGUUGGCAUCGUGCGCCUCCUGGCCAAUGACCACAUUGCCAACGGCUGCACUUUGCCUUUCAAGAUGACCGCCUUCAAUGGCUCGGUUUUGCACCUGGCCCAGGAGGGUGACAUGCCGACCUCCUGCAUUGAUGCCAAGUCCUUGGUCAAGGACGACAUGGACAGGUGGUUCAAGGAGACCGAUGGCCGCGUGCCCAAUCUGGAGUCCAGUGAUCCGGUCUGUGUGCUGAAGGAGCGUGGCAUGACUGCAGACGCAUGGAAGAAGCUCCGUCGCAUCGCUCCGCCCUGCCGACCGUCAGACUUGCAGGCAGUCCAACAGGGCCAGCAGGGACAGCAAGGUCAGCACGGCCAGCAGGGCCAGCAGGGCCAGCAGGGCCAGCAGGGCCAGCAGGGUCAACACGGCCAGCAGGGCCAGGGUCAGCAGGGAAAACAGGGCCAACAGGGCCAGCAAGGCCAGCACGGCCAGCAGGGAAAACAGGGCCAAUGGGCCCAGCAAGCUGGGAAGCAGCAGGCCUCCAAGUGA
Molecule: messenger RNA, 1452 nt
Organism: Symbiodinium sp. CCMP2456
Lineage: Eukaryota; Dinophyceae; Suessiales; Symbiodiniaceae
Source: the annotation of a GenBank genome assembly